AUGUUAUUCAACUUAAUUUUUAUCAUAGUUGUUUUAUACAUUAUAUUUUAUGAAAAUAAUAAUAAUGUGUAUACUCUAAGAAUUCGAACGAACAAAAGAAGGAGGUAUUUCUUUUUGCAAACAUGUAACUUUUUGAAGAGGAAAAAAGGAAUCAAGAAAUUAUAUUCAGUAAAAAACAAACAGUAUAACUUCAAUUCUGUAGAGAAAAAGUGGCAAGUCAUAUGGAAUUCUAAGAGGUUGUUAGAUAAAGACUUUGAACAAUAUAACAAGUGCGCAAAAAGGGAAAGUACAUAUACAGGUCUACAAGAAAAUGUUGUAUAUGACAAAGUUCCGGAUGAGAUAUGCAGACAAGUUGAUGGUGAAAAAGGUCAACAAAUGGAUGAAAAAGUAUGUAAUGAAAAUAAUAGUGGUUCAAAAAGAAAAUACAGAAUGGCAAAGAAGUUUUAUAUUCUGGAUAUGUUUCCAUAUCCGUCUUCUCAGGGUUUACAUGUAGGUCAUAUUUUGUGCUUUACCAUAACAGAUGUUAUUAGCAAAUUUAAGAGGAUGAAUAAUCAUUGUGUUUUUCAUCCUAUCGGUUGGGAUAGCUUUGGUUUACCUUGUGAUAGAUUAUCUAUGAAAUUAAAAGUUGACCCAAGAAAAAUUAUAAAAGAAAAUAUAUCUAAUUUUAAGAAACAAUUAAUAAGAUUAGGAUUUUUAUUUAAUUGGAAUAAUGAAAUAAAUACUUGUGAAAAAACUUAUUUUAAAUGGACUCAAUGGAUAUUCAUACAAAUGUAUUUAAACAAAAUGGCAUAUAAAAAAUGGUCCUAUGUAAAUUGGUCAAAAGAAAUUAAUUGUGUUAUUUCAAAUGACGAGUUAAAAAAUGAACUGAACUUACAAAAGUUAAAAAUUGAAAAAGUCAAAUUAUUACAAUGGUAUCUUAAAAUUACGAAAUAUGCCAAUAGAUUAAUUAGGGACUUAAAAUUAAUUGACUGGCCGAAUAAAAUUAAAAAUAUGCAAAUAAAUUGGAUAUCCAAAAAAUCUGGUAUUAUUUUAAAGGCGAAAAUUAUUCCAAUUAACAAGUUGAUCAGGAGUAAAAUUCUGUGUAAACAUCCAAGCAAGUUUGUGCACGUUUGUUACAACAGUAUUUACAACCAUUCGUUAUUUCUUCUGUUUAAUUAUAUUUAUUUUUACAUUAUUAUCGAAGGAAGAAUAUGUGAGGAUGUUAAGGUAAAUUAUCCUUUUUUUUCUUCCAUCCUAAGACCAGUAAAUUGUGAAAGCGGUUUGGAAAUACAUAAACAGGAAAGGAAAAUGCAUGGCUGUAUUAGAAGACAAGCAGGGGGAUCAGGUUCCCAUAUUACUACCUUUUCCCCAGUAAAUGAUGAUAACUGUAGAAGGGAAAAGCCUUUACAUGAUGGGGACGCCAUUAUCGAUAUAAGGAGCGAUGUACAUAGCGAUGUGAGUGGUGUAGGCGACAAUGCAAACAAUAAUGUAUUCAUUGAUGCAUAUACUGAGAUAAGCGCCUGCGAAAGUAGUUGUAAUUUUCUCACCUAUAUAGAAGCGAAAAAAGGCAUAUACAACUUGGAAGAAAAAGGAUAUUAUCUUAAAAGUUUUAGGAAAAAUGGUAAUGAAGUAACAAAUGAUGAUGACAUAUAUGUUAAAAUAUUUCUAAAUGAAAAUGAAGCUAUCUUAGAAAAUGAUAAAAUUCUUGUGAGUGUAAAUCAUCCUAAUAUUAAGAAGAUCGUAAAUGAGAAUAAAAUUUUGCUAGAUUUUGUAAACGAAACAGUUGUUCAAAAGGACACGGAGAGAGUAAAAAAUGACAAGAUUUAUUUUUCCGGUUCAGUUAUUUACAACUCUAUAAUAAACAAGUUUGUCCCAAUAUAUAUUUGUUCCUACAUUCUAGACAAUAACAGGAGUAUUCUGUUUCUAAAAAAAGUGCAAACAGUAGGGGACGAUAAAAGAAGAAAGGUCAUCUACAAAUUGUUGCUCUCCUCUGAAUAUAGUAAAAAAAAGAGCAUAUACAAUUUGAAGGAUUGGCUGUUUUCAAGGCAGAGAUAUUGGGGAGAGCCAUUUCCCGUUUUGUACAAAAUGGGAAAGAAGGACGGGAAAAAGGAAAAAGUGGAAGGAGAGGUAGAAGGGGGAAAUGCAAGUCAGGCAAUAGAAGAGUUAGUAGGGGAGAAAAAAAAAAGAGAGGCAGUAAGGAAGACAGAAAGCAAGGCAAAAAGAGAGACCAUAGAGGGGGGAAAUACAAAUUGCGAGGCAAGUAACCUAGUAAGUGGAGUUAAUAAAGAGGUGGGUACUUGUAAUGAGGAUUUUCUAAGUGAAGAGAAACGUUGCUCAUUCAAAAUAGGAAUAAAGGAAGUGAUGAAUACUCCUACAAAGGAUAUAUAUAUAGAUAAAAUUCCACUUUGCUUACCAAAAUUUAAUAAAAGAAUAUACGAAAAAGAUAAUAAUAUAAAAAGUGUACACUCUGUUUUAUCAAGAUUUAAAAAUUGGGUUGUCAAAAGAAAAAAAAAAAUACUGUAUAAAAGAGAGAGUGAUGUAAUGCCUCAGUGGGCGGGGUCUAGUUGGUACUACUUAAGGUAUAUUGACCCGAAAAAUAAAGAAAAAAUAGUUGAUGAGGAAAAAGCAAAAUUAUGGUUUCCAGUUGAUUUAUAUGUUGGAGGAAGCGAACAUGCAGUUUUACAUUUACUGUAUGCACGAUUUUUUCAUAAAUUUUUAUAUGACCUUAAAUUAGUUAAACAUAAGGAGCCUUUUCAAAAAUUGUAUAAUCAGGGAAUAUUAUUGAACAUUACUUCGUUUUAUUUAUAUACAAAUUUACAGAAUGAGUUAGUGAGUUAUGGUGAGGUUGCUGAGCAGUUAGAAAAAAGAAGGAGAAUGACAGAAAAUUAUGAGCUCAAUAAAAGUAACAAUUCCUUAGGGGGGGGACAGAAUUGUGAAAAAAAAAAUUUGGCUUACUCUAAGGAAAGCAGCAAGGAGUUAAGAAAGUUUGUAUUGGAAAAGGAGAUAGAAAAUGGAGCGAGAAAUAAAGCAGAAAAUGGGGCUAGAAAUAAAGUAGAAAAUGAGGCAUAUAUGAAGGAGGCGCAAGAUGUGCUUUUACAUGUGAAGUACGAACAGAGUGUUCUGUCAAGUGAAAAGAAAGAGGUGAACAAUAAGAUUGACGUGCAAGAAAAAAUACUAAAAAGUGAUAACUACAUAGUAGUAGAAGGUAUAUACAAGAAAUAUCUAAUUGAUGAAAAAUAUGUAAAAGAGGAGAGGCAAAGAUAUUAUAUGAAAGAUUUUCCUUCAAUUGAAGUGCAGCCGAAUUUUGAAAAAAUGUCGAAAUCCAAAGGAAAUACAAUAAACCCCAUGGAUAUAAUUAAAGAAUAUGGAUCAGACUGCUUAAGAUUGCACGUGCUAUUUUUAGGUCCCUUGGAUCAAGACAAAAGAUGGAGCAUUAAAGGCAUUAAGGGUACCUUCAAAUUUCUUACCAAUUUGUACAAUUUGUUUAUACAGAGUAAUGAAAAGAGAGCACAUGCAAUUGAUAAAAAGGGAAAACAUGGCGAGGAAGAACAUCUAUAUGGAAAAGACUACAGGGAAAGAGAAGAGAACCCCAAAGAUAUAGCGGAUAAAACUGGUACUACAAUAAAAUGUGAGGACAUAAUCUGCCAAAAUUGCAAAAAUAGAAAGAAGAAUAAAAAAUUGGUUAUAAACUUUGAGGAUAGUACUGGGGGGGAUAGAAGCGCGCGUAGAAGCACAUGUGAAGGGAUGGCUCAAAGAGUGACUAGUAGCGAAAGAGGGGAUAAGCUAAAGAAAUAUUUCGAGCUACUAAGGGACGAAUCUCAAAUCUUUAAAAAAUUAUCAAAUAAAAUUAAGAAAAGAAAAGUUGAUGAAAUUGAAAAUGAGAAAAAAGAAAGAGCAAACUAUUAUAUAGAAAGAAUUACGAAUUGUAUAAGUACGAUCAAACUUAACACAGCUGUUUCCUUUUUUAUGAAAUUUUUUAAUGAAAUAAAGACUUGGGAUUACAUUCCUUUGAAAAUAUUUUUAACAUUCAUAAAAUUGUUAUACCCCUUUUGUCCUCAUAUAUGCGAAGAAUUUUGGUUUUAUUAUUUAAUAAAAUAUAAAAAAAAGAAAAGAAAAAAAAUUUGCUAUUUUUGUAAUUCUAGUUUAUUAUAUUAUGCAAAAUGGCCUUCCUUAUUUCAAAUAAAAGAAGAAAAUAAAUUUGUAAAUGUGUCUAUUAAAAUAAAUAAUAAGCAUAUUGCUAUUAUUCAAAAUAAUCCCCAAAAUGAACAAAAUAUUAUUAGUGUGGCAACAAAUAUGAUAAAGGAUCGCAUACAAAAUGAAAUUAAAAAGGGGAAAAAAAUAUUUAACAUUAUAAAUAUUCCUAAUAAGGUAAUCAAUUUUAUAAUAAAAUAA
This is a messenger RNA of Plasmodium malariae, 4371 nucleotides long. Its product is annotated as leucine--tRNA ligase, putative. Lineage: Eukaryota; Apicomplexa; Aconoidasida; Haemosporida; Plasmodiidae. The coding region runs from base 1 to 4371 and encodes 1456 amino acids. Gene Ontology annotation, biological process: leucyl-tRNA aminoacylation; mitochondrial translation. The record is from RefSeq and is a predicted model, not a curated record. Gene Ontology annotation, cellular component: mitochondrion. Gene Ontology annotation, molecular function: leucine-tRNA ligase activity; ATP binding. The transcript has a single exon.